GGUGCUGUGGGCCGCGCACGUCGCCCUUUGCCCGGGGAGGACUCACUUAUGGAGGAGGGACCGGGGAGGGAGACUUAUCAGGCCGGACUUUGAGGCCUUUGCCGCUCUAUCACCGCCAGUCAAGCCGUAGUAGAGGAAGCAUGCAGGCGCGGGGCUGUGGGAUAUCUCCGGGAGGAGGCCGCCUCUCUGUCCUCCAGCGACACCUCACAGCAGUUCCUGUGUCGGGGCAAGUAUCCACAGCCACCCAUUCACCAAACUUUCUUUAUACCUUGGACAAUGAUCUCCUGACCACAGAGCAGAGACAGUUCUACGAGGAGAAUGGAUUCCUUGUCAUAAAAAACCUUGUGUCUCAUGAGGACAUAGAUGAAUUUAGGGAAGUCUUUGAGAAGGUUUGCAAGAAAGAAUUGACCGCACCUGGAAUGGUUGUAAUGCGAGAUGUGGCCAUUGCCAAGUCAGAGUAUGUUCCAGAUCAGAAAGCCAUUACAAAAGUGCAGGACUUCCAGGAGCUUCCUGGGCUAUUCCGAUACUGCAGCUUACCACAGAUUCUGAAGUAUGUGGAGUGUUUCAUUGGCCCAAACAUCAUGUCCAUGCACACCAUGCUGAUCAAUAAGCCUCCAGAUGCAGGUAAAAAGACCUCUCGGCAUCCAAUGCAUCAGGAUUUGCAUUACUUCCCAUUCAGGCCUGCAGACCGCAUUGUUUGUGCUUGGACAGCCAUGGAGCGCAUUGACAGAAGCAAUGGAUGCCUUGUGGUUCUUCCAGGGACACACACAGGGGUGCUCAAACAACAUGAUUAUCCAGAAUGGGAGGGUGGGGUAAAUAAGAUGUACCAUGGAGUUCGUGACUAUGAUCCAAGCAUUCCCAGAGUGCACUUGACCAUGGAAAAGGGAGACACCGUGUUCUUUCACCCCAUCCUUAUCCAUGGAUCUGGAAUGAACAGGACAGCUGGGUUCAGGAAGGCAAUUUCCUGCCAUUAUGCCAGCUCAGAUUGCUACUAUAUAGAUGUCAAGGGAACAACUCAGGAAAACAUUGAAAAAGAGGUUGCAGAAAUUGCCCUAAAGCGCUACGGAGUGGAGUCUGAGAUUGAAUUAAAGGAUGCAUGGAUGGCAAAAGGGCGUGUUGUACAUGGAGAAAGAGUCAACCUUUAACUGAUGUCCUGAUCUGAUGCUGUAAAGAAGACCAUAAACAGAAUAUCUGGGAACAGAAUAAAAGCUCAUUUUUUCCACACCUUUCCUCAUGUUGUGUGUGGUAUUAAAACUUUGCUCUAUUCACUUCAAUGGAACCGAGCUUUAACCAUCACACACAACACUUAGGACAGGUGUGGUGCUGUUUUUGGAUGAAAUUAGCUCUGGUUUUCCAAUCCUGGAUAGCCACUUUAAAAUUUCCUCUUUGUUCUCAUGCGGUUUGAUUAUUAUUCAUGAACAUAAAUUAUUUAGUAAUUGAUUACAGAGACCAGUUCUCAAUAUAAGGCAAAUGUGUGGUCUAAUUUCUGAAUGGAUUUGCCCAGGGAAUCUGUUAGCUCUGUACCAGGUUUGGAACUACAAAACUGGUGGAUAGGUGCUGGCGG
Messenger RNA from Hyla sarda, 1564 nucleotides. It is a transcript of the gene PHYH, whose product is annotated as phytanoyl-CoA 2-hydroxylase. Gene Ontology annotation, molecular function: phytanoyl-CoA dioxygenase activity. Gene Ontology annotation, biological process: fatty acid alpha-oxidation. The record is from RefSeq and is a predicted model, not a curated record. Bases 141 to 1145 code for a protein of 334 amino acids. NCBI's taxonomy places the organism in Eukaryota, Metazoa, Chordata, Amphibia, Anura, Hylidae. The transcript has 9 exons.